This is a messenger RNA of Mollisia scopiformis, 2750 nucleotides long. Its product is annotated as cleavage and polyadenylation specifity factor. The record is from RefSeq and is a predicted model, not a curated record. Gene Ontology annotation, biological process: mRNA 3'-end processing by stem-loop binding and cleavage. NCBI's taxonomy places the organism in Eukaryota, Fungi, Ascomycota, Leotiomycetes, Helotiales, Mollisiaceae. The transcript is spliced from 5 exons. Bases 136 to 2586 code for a protein of 816 amino acids. Gene Ontology annotation, cellular component: mRNA cleavage and polyadenylation specificity factor complex. Gene Ontology annotation, molecular function: RNA binding; 5'-3' exonuclease activity; RNA endonuclease activity.
CUUGGUUGUACGCAAGCUUUACAACCUUAUUGUGCGUUCCUACUUAGAGAUGCCGAAUCUCUGAAUUAACCCUUCUAGCUACGAUUCAACUUCUAGUAUCAACAACAGCACGGAAUCGCGCCCCUCGAGUACAUCAUGGCUUCGAAACGCAAAGCCGCCGCGAUGGCACCUGAAGAGCCCGUAGAUCCCUCAGACGAGUUGAUGUUCCUGUGUUUGGGUGGAGGAAAUGAAGUUGGGAGAUCGUGUCAUAUUAUACAAUACAAGGGAAAGACUGUUAUGCUCGAUGCUGGUCAGCAUGCUGGUUACGAAGGCCUUGCUUCCCUUCCUUAUUACGAUGAAUUCGAUUUGAGCACGGUCGAUGUGCUAUUGAUUAGCCAUUUCCACAUCGACCAUGCCGCUUCUCUUCCUUACGUUCUGGCCAAGACCAACUUCCAAGGACGAGUCUUCAUGACACAUCCUACAAAGGCUAUCUAUAAAUGGCUUGUUCAGGACAGUGUUCGAGUUGGCGGAGCCUCGAGUUCUUCCCAACAGGUAUACAGUGAAGCGGACCAUUUAUCAACAUUCCCCAUGAUUGAAGCGAUCGACUACCACACCACCCAUACCAUAUCUUCCAUUCGAAUCACCCCUUACCCGGCUGGCCAUGUGCUCGGCGCUGCUAUGUUCCUCAUAGAGAUUGCUGGGCUCAAAAUCUUCUUUACUGGUGACUACUCUCGAGAAGAUGAUCGGCAUUUGGUCUCUGCAGAAGUUCCCAAAGGCGUCAAGAUAGACGUGCUUAUCACAGAGUCAACAUAUGGGAUUGCUUCACAUGUUCCUCGAGUGGAAAGGGAGCAACAACUCAUGAAAUCUAUCACGGGUAUACUUAACCGAGGAGGUCGUGUUCUCAUGCCCGUUUUCGCUUUAGGACGAGCUCAAGAGCUUUUGUUGAUCUUGGAUGAAUAUUGGGGUCGUCACCAAGAGUAUCAAAAGUACCCCGUCUACUAUGCCAGUAAUUUAGCCCGAAAAUGUAUGUUGGUAUAUCAUACAUAUGUUGGCGCCAUGAACGACAAUAUCAAGCGUCUGUUUAAGGAGCGAAUGGCUGAGGCAGAAGCAAGUUCGGACACCGCUGGUCGUGGUGGACCAUGGGAUUUUAAAUACGUUCGAUCUUUGAAGAACCUCGAUCGCUUCGAUGAUGUGGGAGGAUGUGUCAUGCUGGCGAGUCCUGGUAUGCUUCAAAAUGGUGUCAGUAGAGAAUUGCUUGAGCGAUGGGCUCCAAGUGACAAAAACGGCGUGAUCAUCACAGGUUACAGCGUAGAGGGGACUAUGGCAAAGCAGAUCAUGCAAGAGCCAGACCAGAUCCAGGCAAUCAUGUCCAGAACAACAGGAGGUGCACGUAGAGGUCCGAAUGCAGAGAACGAAAAAGUCACGAUUCCUCGGCGGUGCAGUAUCCAAGAGUUUUCGUUCGCAGCCCACGUCGAUGGAGUUGAGAACAGGGAAUUCAUUGAGGAAGUCGCUGCGCCGGUAGUGAUUCUUGUCCAUGGCGAAGUGCACAACAUGAUGCGCUUGAAGUCGAAGUUGCUUUCACUGAAUGCAGACAAAGCAAACAAAGUAAAAGUCUACAGUCCUAAGAAUUGCGAAAUAGUACGUAUACCAUUCAGGACAGACAAAAUGGCCAAGGUAGUGGGCAAGCUCGCAGAUAUUCCUCCACCAACCUCAGAUGCCAACAAAUCACAACUCAUUACCGGAGUCCUGGUUCAAAAUGACUUUAAGAUGUCUCUUAUGGCACCCGAGGACUUGAGAGAGUUUGCUGGAUUGACAACUACGACCAUCGUCUGCAAACAACGCAUGAAUUUAAGUGCUGCAGGGAUUGAUUUGAUCAAGUGGGCUUUAGAGGGGUCCUUUGGCAGCAUAGAUGAAUUGCCCGAGAGCCGAUCGAAGCUUAAGAUGAAUGGCGACACGCAUAUGAAUGGUUCGAAUGAAGAGGCUGACGAGGAGUUCUCGAAUCUCGCGACUGUCUACCUUGUCAUGGGAUGCGUAAUCGUGCGUCACAAAUCCAACGGAGAGGUAGAGGUGGAAUGGGAAGGCAACAUACUUAAUGAUGGUAUUGCUGAUUCAGUUAUGGGCGUACUGCUCUCAGUAGAAAGCAGUCCUGCUGCUGUAAAGCAAUCCUCGAGCAAACACUCCCAUUCACACGACCUCCCAUCUCGAAACUCACAUACAGACACGAACUCAACGGAGCGAUUAGAGCGUCUAUUCAUGUUCCUAGAAGCUCAAUUCGGAGCUGACAACGUCUCUCCCAUCGAAUUACCAAAACUCAAGUCCCAACCAGCAAUCACCGCUUCUCUGAAACAAGAGAAAGACGAAGAAGCAGCAUCAGACGAUUCCGCAGAAGAAGAGCACACUCAACUCGAAGUCUCUCAACGCAAGGAAAUAGAGCGUCUUCAUAAAAUCGGCAUCCCAGUCCCGGGCGUCGAAGUCAAGGUCGGCAAUAUGGCAGCUAAGGUCUGGCUCGAGAAUCUAGAGAUUGAGUGCCCAAGUCGUGUGCUGGCAGAGCGGGUACGGAUAGUGGUGGAAAGAGCAGUGGAGGUCUCGGCUCCUUUAUGGGUGUGAUAUUAUAUGUACUAUAAUAUUUUCUUCUUCUUUACGGGAUCGCUUCCAUGUGCUCACCUCAUGAAAUGCCUGGAUGGUAGGCGGGUUGAAAACCGGAAUCCAUAGAAAAUAGGCGUUCGUAUUGCAUUGCAGGUUAGCAACAUCAAGAAUUCAAUCAUCACAAG